GAUUAGCAACCCUCGACUGGCAGCCAUUCUCUCAACUGAAUCUCGCUACCGCUCCCCCUCGUGGCGUUCGUCCAGCACGAGAUCUGGUCUAUCUGUCCUUUCAAUCAAACGCGCUCUAGCAGCAUCAGUGAACCACCACUGCGACUAACACCGACACCAGCGACGUUAAGAACUCAGCAUAGUUUGAUAGGUUUGUGGAGAAGCCGCGAAAGAGCAGGAAUAGGGUCGCGCCUGCGACCAAGGCACAGAAUAGCAAAUAACCUAAGGUCUUUUUUCUCCAUCCCUCUCGCCCACAGAGUAGCGACGUCCUGCAACAGAGCGGUCCGUCUCAACUUUCCUCCGUUGCUCUUUAUUGUCAUUAUCGGUAGAGUUAGCAACAUCGACGCGGGCGACAUCAGCGGUUGCGGGGAGACGCGGUGAGAACAUCAAGCAUGAACCGUUAGAAAAAGGCCCGCCAGAGUCCACAGUGUGUCAGUGAUCUUGAUGGAAGCGGUCGCACAGUGAUCGUCGGACUUUUGGUGACGGUGACUAGGAGCUAAUGUAACACAGUGAUACAUUCGUACUGGCGCGUGAGGUUGUCCUGAGAUGAGAGUGGGUCCGCUCGGCAGAAAACGGGCAGACGGCGAACGGUGCUGAACAGUGAGAUAGGAUAAUGGUACUUUGAAGUUAGAGAUAGAAAAGAAAACAAGCAAAAAAAAAAAAAAGACAGGAAAUCUUCGUGCUUUGUGUACUUCUGUAGCCACGUUGGUCUCUCGCAUAUUAUUUACUCUGUGGCAGUUAUAAAUAGAACGUUCUGAAAAGCAUCAUAACAAAAGAAAAUGUCUCCUGUAGCCAGCGUAAUGUUGGCCAUAUUAGCGUUGAGCUUAAAAGCAGCGCGUGGUGCACCUGAGUGCGUUUCAUUAAAAGCGUUGAUAGAGGUCAAAGAACAGCUGACUGAUGAACUGCAGGCCACGGCCCAACAGUUAGUACCAAUGGCCAUCAUUCUAGAAAGAAUCGAAACGAGACUUGAAAUGAUCAGUAGCAGGCCCGUUGUCAUACCCACGCAACAACAACAGUCAACGGGACUAUCAAAUGACGUAUUUGAUAAUAGGUUACGAAGUCUUGAAGGCUCGGUAUCAGCCCUACAACGGAAGUUCGACGAGAAGCUAGAUCAGUCUCUUGAUCGAGUUGUCUCUGUUGAAAACAAGCGCGAGGAACAAGAGCGCAUCUUCACCGAUAUUCUAAAGAAAAUCCUCAACACUGUAAACACGGUAUAUGAACGACUGCAUACGAGCUCCGGUGAGAACAAAGGACGUUCGAGUAGUAUCGCUACUUCGGGCAAUCGAAGCCCGCCCAAUACACAGCAGUUCCUCUUCCUUCAGGACUCAAUGGAAUCCCUCAGUCGUGAGUUCAAAGAGAAACUCGACGUUUUACAGGAGAGGUUAAGUGACUCGAUCAACGAAGUUACCAUGAUGACCCGGUUAGCUUCUGAAAAAGUUUCCUACAUCUCGGAGAACAUGAUUCUGACCGAGGAUAUGCAACGCAUGGGGGAAAAUAAUCCACGAAUUGUUGAAAAUGACAUGUCGAAGGUUAUAGAGGAGGUGCGCGACGGAUUCAAACGCUGUACCCGGGCUGUAGUAAAUGCUCCACCGAUGGCCCAGGUGCUAUUACAGUCUUCAAGCUCGUCGAAUAUGGUAGCAACGCAGCUCCCCCGUUCUACACCUAUUCCUGAAUUAUCAUUUUUCGUUGGGCCCAAACGAGACGACUGCAAAAUGUCAAGCAGCGUUACGGUUCCCCACAACUGCGACCAGCUCAGACAAGCCGGCGCUAACUGUGAUGGUCCCUACAUUGUCUAUGAUGCGCAGGGAAAGAAACCUAUGAAAGUGAUGUGUGACAUGACAGGAGGUGGAUGGACCCUGGUGCUUCGCCGUGGCCCAAAGGGCAAUGCCCAACCUCUCUCAUUCGAUCGUAGCUGGGCUUCUUAUAAAUAUGGCUUCGGUAACAUCCAGGACGAGUUCUACUUCGGCAACGAAUACAUUCACAAGCUAACUGAGACACCAAAAAUGCUCCGGGUUGAGCUGGAGUCAUUUGACGGUGACAGGAUAAUACUCGACUACGAAAAUUUCGUUGUAGAGAACGAAAAUGACAACUACCGCAUGCGUGUUGGCCGGUAUCUUGGAAACAACACAAGAGUGGGCAAUGCGUUCAGACGACAUAACGACAAACAGUUCUCUACUGCUGAUAAGGUUUCGGGCCCGCGUCACUGCCCCGUUGAUCACAGGGCGGGUCAUUGGUGGCAUUCAUGCUACAGUGUUCUUCUAACCGGAGAGUACGCUACGCCCUCUACCGGAACGACGAAAAAUGGCAUUAGGUGGUCGACUUGGAAAGCUGAGCCUCUUAAGGCUGUCGUGCUCAAGAUCCGAGAGAUGCAUCGAACACAAAAACUAUCUUAAGACAACACAUAUUCAUGGUUUGACGAAUAUCCUUCAAGCUUUAAGGAAAAACUUAUCGAUUUGAUAUUUGAAGGGAAGUUCUACACACACACGUAGACGCCACAGCUGGAUCCACUAUAUUGUACUAACAAUAUUUGUGCUCCUUAUUAGAAAGUACACUUUGAUAAUAAACGCUCCUAACGGGCUCGAGCAACAGGGCUAUAAAUAUUCAACUAUGCUAGGUAUGAUUUGAGACCCUCCAGCAAAAGCACUUUGAACAAGCUUUUGUAUGUUUCAAUGUACGGCAAAAAAAUACCACUUAUAUUAUGCAUGUAGACACAGGGUCCACACUGGAAAACUUAGCUGAUCCUAUAGGACAAACGGUUUAUCUCCAUUGGGUACAACGGCAUUCGAAUUAUCAUCUACAUUUACAGAAGAUACACGAUGUGAGGUAACUUCAGUUUAGAAAAUUGUAUGAGUUAAGAACGAUUGAGGUUGUGUAUUUCUGAAGGACUAAACCGGCGUAUAAAUUCUGUAGCAGAGAAAAGCUUGAAUUAGGCCAUCGUCACUGACAAAAACACUUGACGAUCUUCGAUGGUGGCCGAAGACAAAAUGAAAAAUGCUCAUUUUGCUAUUAGAAUCAUACUUACGAGAGGUUAGGUUAGGAUAUAUUUCACUUUAUUACACAAUGGCGAACGCAUUGAAUACUGAUAGUCGAUAUUAUGAUAUGACUAUAAGAAAUGCACAUUUGUGUGCAGUACCAGAUGUUAUUCAAUGAUCCCGUAUUGCCGCUUUUGUAUAUACAUAAAGAAACAAGCAGGGUCACAUGCUACUCGUACAUGAAGCCGCAUACCAGGUCGGUGCAACAACAAGUACUUCAACGAUACCUUUAUUUGCUUAGAAAUUCAUCGAAACAAGUAUAGAAAGUACAUAGGCAGGACGCCAGCAGUAGAAUCUUGCCAAUAGAACAUUAGCAUUCAUCUUUCGAAACUAUAUAUGUACACGUUUUAAAAAGUAAAAAAAAAAAAAUUGUAGACAU
Molecule: messenger RNA, 3450 nt
Organism: Varroa destructor (honeybee mite)
Lineage: Eukaryota; Metazoa; Arthropoda; Arachnida; Mesostigmata; Varroidae
Source: RefSeq, a predicted model, not a curated record